Messenger RNA from Rhincodon typus (whale shark), 976 nucleotides. RefSeq names its product protein disulfide isomerase family A, member 4 (gene pdia4). Gene Ontology annotation, molecular function: protein disulfide isomerase activity. The transcript is spliced from 2 exons. Lineage: Eukaryota; Metazoa; Chordata; Chondrichthyes; Orectolobiformes; Rhincodontidae. The record is from RefSeq and is a predicted model, not a curated record. Gene Ontology annotation, biological process: protein folding; response to endoplasmic reticulum stress. The coding region runs from base 16 to 684 and encodes 222 amino acids. Gene Ontology annotation, cellular component: cell surface; endoplasmic reticulum.
UAAAUUCACUCUUGUAUGUUGCUUUUACUUCCAGCAACGCAGUACUGGCGGAAGAAAGUAUUGGAAGUAGCUAAGGAUUUUCCUGAGUAUACUUUUGCCAUUGCCGAUGAAGAGGAUUAUUCAUCGGAACUAAGUAGCCUGGGCCUGGCAGACAGUGGUGAAGAAGUGAAUGCAGCAAUUCUAGAUGUAGCUGGCAAGAAGUAUGCAAUGGAACCAGAAGAAUUUGAUUCUGAUACACUGAGAGAAUUUGUGAUGGCAUUUAAGAAAGGUAAAUUAAAGCCAGUUGUGAAGUCACAACCAGUUCCAAAGAGUAACAAAGGACCAGUAAAAGUGGUGGUGGGCAAAACGUUUUCUGAAAUAGUUAUGGACAAAAAGAAAGAUGUCCUGAUAGAAUUCUAUGCACCAUGGUGUGGACAUUGCAAAAAACUGGAACCAGUCUAUUUAGAACUUGGAAAGAAGUACAAAAAUGAAGAAAAUAUAGUCAUUGCAAAGAUGGAUGCAACAGCAAAUGAUGUACCAAAUGAUAAGUACAAAACUGAGGGAUUCCCUACCAUCUAUUUUGCUCCAAGUAAUAAUAAAGACAAUCCUAUUCAAUAUGAUAAGGGUGACCGAGAUCUUGAAUCUUUGAGCAAAUUUGUGGAAGAACAUGCAACCAAACUAUCAAGAAGAAAAGUUGAACUAUAAGGAGCUUUUGUUACUUCAUUCAGUUAUAGGGAACCUUGGAAGCUUCCAACCGUGCAGUUUGGGUUUAAGGUGAAAUGACCAGUUUCAAAAUCUUAAUACCUAAAAAUAAAUCACUGGGAAUAAGAAAUUGAACUUUUGCCUGCCAGAGAAAUUUUGUUUCUACCUGUGUAAUUGAGAUAUUUACCUAGAAUGUGUGAAAUCACUAUUUUGUGAAGUUUGUAUGGUUUGUCAUUCGAUUUAUAUUUUGGUUUAAAAAAAACACCUUCAAAUAAAGACAACCUAAGGAAUUUAA